This is a messenger RNA of Sparassis crispa, 1140 nucleotides long. RefSeq lists its product as hypothetical. Bases 1 to 1140 code for a protein of 379 amino acids. Lineage: Eukaryota; Fungi; Basidiomycota; Agaricomycetes; Polyporales; Sparassidaceae. The transcript has 2 exons. The record is from RefSeq and is a predicted model, not a curated record.
AUGUCCUUCAAGUCGAUGAAUAGACCUGUUCUUGAUCGAGCUACAGCUCUUUGUCUUGCUUGCUCGUCCUCUCUUCCUCCUCGCAAGGCUAUCUCGAGUUCGCCUUCGUCAAUUAUCGGGGGUGACGAGAUCUUUAUCACUCCUUGCUGUGGUCGCCCAAUCUGCCCAGCGUGUCUAUCCGCCAAUCCUCGUCUAUCGAGAUAUAACCCAUGUCUGCGUUGCCUAGGUGGGAUGGACGCCGUCAACAGCCGCUCUCUUGUCAGCAGCAAAGCCACUAGUGAGCCUAGGUACGGGUAUAGCGCACAUACUAUUAAGAAUGUCGACGGGGCGGUCAGAGAUGAGGACGUUUUCACCUUAGGAGACGAUGACGCGGACGAUAUAGACGAUGAACCCGAAGGUAUCGUGACGCCUCCUCCCCCCUAUGAGGAGACUUCGGUCCCAGAUUGCCCCUUGGAGACUCUAUCCAGCAACCCCAGCGGUAGUCGGCGGUCAUCUGCAUCCGCUGAUCAUCCUGCGUUGGACUCUGCUGAAGUCGCAGAGUCCUCGACUCCUGCUAGGUAUUACAUCAAACCAUCAGAUACUCUGCUCGGCAUCGCUCUCAAGUUCGAUGUUGACGCUCAUGCUGUAUGCCGUCUGAAUGGUCUUCCUCCAAGUACCAUACGCACCACCCCACAUCUACUGCACACCCGCAGUUUCUUGACACUACCGCCAAGUGCACGCAACACUAAUAUGGUCAGGGGGUUUAACUCACAGCGAGAGGACGAAGAGCACGUCGCGCGCCGCGUACGUGCCCAUGCCGAGCUGCGCUUCCGGGCGCUGACGAAAGAGGAUGAUCCACGAGUCGCACGGGCAUACGUUGCCAUAGCAGACUUGCGAGAUCCGCUUGAUGACAGUGAAUUCAAGCUGAAUGCAGAUCACUGCGAUGAUGCAUCCUGGAAGAAAAUCGGUCCCGAACCUUCUGCCGAGCUUGAAACUCUGGAGGAACGUGCGGUGGAUCAAUACUACGAUGACGACGAGUGGGAGCAGAGAGAAAGAAGGGAGGGGCGACAGGUGGUUCUUCCCAAGUUUCCAUUGGAGGAUCGCCCGCGUGUAGGACAAGUCGUGGACCCCAGCCGCAUUGCAUGGUGGCAAUGGCUCUAA